This is a messenger RNA of Aspergillus novofumigatus IBT 16806, 2523 nucleotides long. RefSeq names its product alpha-glucuronidase (gene aguA). Gene Ontology annotation, biological process: xylan catabolic process. Lineage: Eukaryota; Fungi; Ascomycota; Eurotiomycetes; Eurotiales; Aspergillaceae. The transcript has a single exon. The record is from RefSeq and is a predicted model, not a curated record. The coding region runs from base 1 to 2523 and encodes 840 amino acids. Gene Ontology annotation, molecular function: alpha-glucuronidase activity. Gene Ontology annotation, cellular component: extracellular region.
AUGUGGAGCGGCAUUCAUAUAUUUGCGCUCUUAUCCUCCAUCGGCAUUGCGGCCGCAGAGGAUGGUCUCGAUGGCUGGCUACGGUAUGCAUCCGUUCCCUGCAAUGGACACUGCCAGCGUGCCCUCCCGUCGCACAUUGUGACGCUCAAUUCUACAAAGUCGAGCCCAGUGUAUGUCGCUGGACAGGAACUCCAAGAUGGUCUGCACCAGAUCCUCGGAAAACAUGCCUCCGUCAAGUCCACCGGCUGCUCGGCGGAUUCUUCCAUCAUUGUCGGCACGGUCGAGGCGUAUCGGCAGGCCUGCAAUACCGGCAGCCAGGUACCGGAACUCGACGUCGACGGUUUCUGGCUCAGUGUCAGAGGCAAUUCAGUACAGAUCGUUGGCCAGAGUGAGCGAGGGGCCUUGUACGGUGCAUAUGAGUACCUUUCCAUGCUGGCGCAAGGCAAUUUUUCACAGGUCUCGUAUGCGAGCAGUCCGCACGCGCCCAUCCGCUGGGUCAACCAGUGGGACAACAUGGACGGUAGCAUUGAGCGAGGCUACGGCGGACCUUCGAUAUUUUUCAAGGACGGCGUGAUUCGUCAGGACCUCUCGCGUGUCAAGCAGUAUGCUCGUCUGCUGGCUUCGGUACGCAUCAACGGCAUUGUCGUCAACAAUGUCAAUGCGAAUGCAUCACUUCUCAUGCCGUCGAAUAUGGAUGGAUUGGCUCGCAUCGCCGAUAUCUUCCGUCCCUACGGGAUCCGGGUCGGCAUCUCCCUCAAUUUUGCGUCCCCCUCGACUCUCGGCGGUCUCAGCACCUAUGAUCCCUUUGACUCCUCCGUCAUCGCUUGGUGGGGCAACGUCACGGAUCAGCUCUACGCGCGCAUCCCGGAUAUGGCCGGGUAUCUGGUUAAAGCCAACUCGGAAGGCCAGCCCGGUCCAACCACAUACAAUCGCACCCUCGCCGACGGAGCCAAUAUGUUUGCACGCGCCCUCAGGCCGCAUGGUGGUGUGGCCAUGUUCCGUGCCUUUGUGUACGACCACCAUAUUAGCGAAGACAACUGGUACAACGACCGCGCGAACGCCGCAGUAGACUUUUUCAAGCCAUUGGAUGGCAAAUUUGACGACAAUGUGGUAGUGCAGAUCAAGUAUGGGCCCAUCGACUUCCAGGUGCGCGAGCCUGCCUCGCCCCUGUUUGCCAACCUGUACAAGACCAACACAGCAAUCGAGCUGCAAGUGACGCAGGAGUAUCUCGGACAACAAUCACAUCUUGUCUACUUGCCUCCACUCUGGCAAACGAUCCUGGGGUUUGAUCUUCGUGUCGACCACAAACCCUCCCCAGUGCGAGACAUCAUCUCCGGACAGCGGUUCGACCGACCCUUGGGCGGCUGGGCGGCAGUUGUCAAUGUCGGGACCAACACUACCUGGCUUGGCAGUCAUCUCGCCAUGUCGAAUCUCUACGCUUAUGGUCGGCUGGCCUGGGAGCCGACGCUGGAUUCGGAGCACAUCGUCCAGGACUGGAUCCGCCUCACGUUUGGCUUGGAUCGCCGCGUACGCGAUACCCUCACGCAGAUGUCCAUGGAGUCCUGGCCUGCGUAUGAGAACUACUCUGGCAACCUCGGCAUCCAGACGCUGACAGACAUCCUGUACACACAUUACGGGCCCAACCCGGCCUCCCAAGACGGCAACGGUUGGGGCCAGUGGACUCGCGCGGAUCACCUAUCUAUUGGAAUGGACCGCACCGUUAAGAACGGAACAAAGUUCUCGGGCCAGUACCCCGCCGAAGUUGCAGCGAUGUACGAGAAUAUCGAGACCACGCCCGAUAACCUGAUGCUCUGGUUCCACCAUGUCAACUACACCCAGCGUCUGCACUCCGGUAAAACCGUCAUCCAGCACUUCUACGACGCGCACUACGCCGGCGCCGAGGCGGCCCAGACCUUCGUCUCGCGAUGGGAGUCGCUCAAGAAACGCAUCGACGCGGAGCGCUACCAGCACGUCCUCACCCGCCUCAUCUACCAAGCGGGGCAUUCUAUCGUCUGGCGCGACGCCAUCAACAACUUCUACCAUAAUCUCUCGGGAAUCGCCGACGAGAAGCAGCGAGUGGGACACCACCCCUGGCGUAUCGAAGCAGAAGAUAUGCAGCUCGAUGGCUACCUGCCGUACGCCGUUGGUCCAUUCGAGGCCGCGUCCAACUACACCGCAAUCGUCACUGCAUCGAAUGGCACCACGGGAACAGCGAGCGCUACGCUGGACUUUCAGACAGGCUCGUACGAUUUGGGCAUCAACUACUAUGAUAUGUACGGGGGCAAGUCUCAAUGGACGGUGUAUCUGAAUGAUCGCGUUGUGGGCCAGUGGCAAGGGAACAGCGAGGAUGUGCUGAGCCAUACGCCGUCGAUUUAUCUGGAUGGACACUCGGCUACGCGCAUCACCUUCCGAGACGUGAAGAUCCACAAGGGAGAUCGGCUGAAGAUUGUGGGUCAGCCGGAUGGAGUGGAACCGGCGCCGCUGGACUAUGCGGUGUUGCUGCCCCGAGGAAUUGUAGAUUAG